Peromyscus californicus insignis is the source of this 2992-nucleotide messenger RNA. It is a transcript of the gene Prdm12, whose product is annotated as PR/SET domain 12. Gene Ontology annotation, molecular function: histone methyltransferase binding. The record is from RefSeq and is a predicted model, not a curated record. Gene Ontology annotation, biological process: neurogenesis. The coding region runs from base 697 to 1794 and encodes 365 amino acids. Gene Ontology annotation, cellular component: nucleus. Lineage: Eukaryota; Metazoa; Chordata; Mammalia; Rodentia; Cricetidae. The transcript is spliced from 5 exons.
CUGGAGUAUGGGCGAGCCUCGCUGCGUCGCAGCCCCUACUGCAACCCCUCCUCUCCCGGCCGCGGGCUGAGCCUCCCUCCUUGCCUGGAGCUUCCCACGGGGAGAGGAGGAGGGGGAGGAGGAGGAAGGAUCGGAGGGGAGGGAGGAGCAGAGGGGGACUAUUCUGAGCGGUCCGCGCUGCCCCCGCCCCUCGCGCUGUUGGUGAAGGCUCCUUCGAGCCUGGCCGGUACAAGUCUGUCCUUCGACGUCAGGGGGUCAUUAAUAACCAAUUAGGAGGGUCACUGCGGCUCCUAUAAAGGAGCUGAGAUUUUGCCAAGGGGAGGACGGUCCGGAUGUGCAGGAGGCGAGUGGGCAACCGAGAGCCCUUGGUCGGUGUCUCUCCGCAGCCGCCCGCCUCUCACCUCUCCCGCUCCCCUCCUGGUACCCGCCCCUGUCUCCACCCGCGGAUUUCCAGCCCUCUGUGCGGCCUCUACCAUCUCUGCAGAUUUCGUGUUUCUCCCACCUGGUUCACUUUCCUCCCAGCCACCCCCUUGCCACUCACUCCCUAGCGCAUCCUCCCCCUGCUCCUCCUCCCCCUCCUCCCUCGCGUUGUGUCGCACUCCUCUCCUCUCACUCCUGUGCUCCCUCUUCGUUGCCCACCUCUCCGAAGUCCACCCAAGCCGUCCUUCCGCUGCGCCGGCGCGCCCCUGGCCGCCCAUGAUGGGCUCUGUGCUCCCAGCUGAGGCCCUGGUGCUCAAAACAGGGCUGAAGGCUCCGGGGCUGGCGCUGGCAGAGGUCAUCACCUCCGACAUCCUGCACAGUUUCUUAUACGGCCGAUGGCGCAACGUGCUAGGUGAACAGCUGCUCGAGGACAAGAGCCACCACGCCAGCCCAAAGACUGCCUUCACCGCCGAAGUCCUGGCGCAGUCCUUCUCAGGAGAGGUGCAGAAGUUGUCCAGCCUGGUGCUGCCGGUGGAAGUGAUCAUCGCUCAGAGUUCCAUCCCCGGCGAGGGCCUUGGCAUCUUCUCCAAGACGUGGAUCAAGGCAGGCACAGAGAUGGGUCCCUUCACUGGCCGCGUCAUUGCCCCAGAGCAUGUGGACAUCUGCAAGAACAACAACCUGAUGUGGGAGGUAUUCAACGAGGAUGGCACAGUACGCUACUUCAUCGAUGCCAGCCAGGAAGACCACCGAAGCUGGAUGACCUACAUCAAGUGUGCCCGGAAUGAACAGGAGCAGAACCUGGAGGUAGUGCAGAUAGGCACCAGCAUCUUCUACAAGGCCAUAGAGAUGAUCCCUCCUGACCAGGAGCUGCUGGUGUGGUAUGGAAAUUCCCACAAUACCUUCCUGGGCAUCCCUGGUGUGCCGGGACUGGAGGAGGAGCAGAAGAAAAACAAGCAUGAGGACUUCCACCCGGCGGACUCCGCGACCGGCACCGCGGGUCGCAUGCGCUGCGUCAUCUGCCACCGUGGCUUCAACUCGCGCAGCAACCUGCGCUCGCACAUGCGCAUCCACACUCUGGACAAGCCCUUCGUGUGCCGCUUCUGCAACCGCCGCUUCAGCCAGUCGUCCACGCUGCGCAACCACGUGCGCCUGCACACGGGCGAGCGCCCCUACAAGUGCCAGGUGUGCCAGAGCGCCUACUCGCAGCUGGCCGGCCUGCGCGCACACCAAAAGAGCGCGCGCCACCGGCCGCCCAGCGCCGCGCUGCAGGCACACUCGCCCGCGCUGCCCGCGCCCCACGCUCACGCCCCCGCGCUCGCCGCCGCCGCCGCCGCCGCCGCCGCGGCGCACCACCUGCCGGCUAUGGUGCUGUGAGCGCCGCGCACGCGCCCCGCGCGCACGCGCCUCCCCACCGCCGCUGCGGCGGACCUGACCCUAGUGCCGCGCGCCGCCGAGGCGCGGGCUACCCGGAACCCACUUCUGAUCGGUCUCGCAGAGGAAGAUGCCGAGGGGCGACGUCCUCUUUGCCUAGGCCACCCGGCUGGUGUGGCUGCCCUGUGGCCUCUUCUUGGGAACAGGUCCCCACGCCCGGCCCCAUCCCGGAGUCUCCUUCCUGCAGGGCCGCGCCCCCAUGCGAACAUCUCUUUCGUGGAUGACAGGAGAGGGACAGACGAUCUCCAAAGAGAGCUUAGUACUUGGAAGUGGAAGGGAGAAUCACCUCCUUGGUCCAGGGUGGGCCCGGGACGGGCAGUGCCCAUCUCUGCCUCGGGGCCGAAAGGCUAGAUUAGAACAGACCCGGAGAGACCUGCUCUUCUGGCCCCUGCUUUCCUUCAGGCUACUUUCCCAGCACCCGGCUCCCAGGGAAAGACGAGACGCCAAUACACUCUGAAGUGUGUUGGGCAAGUUGAGAGUGGAGACACAAGGAACAUUCACCAUAAUUCCUGGGCAAGACCCUGUCCCUUUUGGAGCCUCAAUUUCCCCAUCUGUAGAACGCGGGAGUUAGACCAGUGCCCCGCUCCAAAAGCUCUGCUGUCUUCGAGUUUAGGAAUGGAGAGGCACCUUCACCUCCACCCUACUACGCACCCAAACAAGAGAAUGAUCGACCGUACAGGGCAGUCUGGAGCCGAGGUUGGCUUCUCUGUGCAGAAAACCCUCUGAGGCGCUGGGGCAGGGGGCCGGGGUUCGUCCCCACGUGCCCACACUGCCACGCGCCCCUGCCCACGCCUUUCCCUGCUCCAACCGUGGGCGCCCUCUGGUGUCAUCUCAAACCUUGUCAUUAACCAGAAUCCUCCCAACACACUCACUCCCUCCACACACCAGGGCGUUUGUAAAAUUAAAAAACAAAAACAAAACAAACACAAAACUAUAAUAAUAUUAACAAAAAGUAUAGAAUGUAUAGAGUUUUCAAGAAAGUGUGUUCUACUCCCAGAAAACGGUCACUUUAACUUUGUAAAUGUUUAUCUAAGAUGAUAUUUACGAAACUGUGAUAUAUAUUAUUUGAUUGUAUAUGUACAACUGUAAAUACAUUUGUACUUCUCUUGUAUUCUAAAAUAAAAAUUACUUGGAACAUGUA